CAGUGAGCGCACAGGUCAACAAGUCUCUCUCAUCAUGUUUGCUAAGUGACAGGCGCGCGGAGCAGACAUGGGUUCCCGCGCGCAGGACGACAGGCUGCGCGAGCUCUUCCGCGCCUGCGACGUGGACCGCUCCGGGCGCAUCGAGAAAUGGGAGUUCGUCCGAAUAUGCUCCGAGCUGCGCGUGCGCUCCGACGAGGUCCACGCGCUCUUCGCCAGGCUCGACACCGACGGGGACGGCGCGAUCAACCUGGAGGAGUUCGUGGACGGCUUUCGGGAGACGCGCUUGCUGAAGGGCGAGGAGGAGAUGAGCGGCGAACACGGCGGGGAAAGUUUCUCCGCCGCCUGGGAGGAUUUUAAAUCCCGCCUGGGAGAUCAGCUCAAAUUCAUCCCCAGGAUUGACCAGAUAUCAACUCUGUACCAGAACAUCAGCUUGACGGAGCCCAGAAUCAUCCCUCAGUACGAAAGAGUGCUUCUCGGUUUCAUCAAAGAGAUCCGAAUACUGAACACAGAGAUGGAGCAUCUGGCCCUUGCUGUAAAGAGAGCUCAGGAUCAGACGGCUAUACAGCUGAGUGAGAUGGAGGAAGAGAUGGAUCACCGCAUCCACACCGCAGAGAGAAACACGCGUCUACAGGAGUCUAAAAAAGCGGAGGCGACUCUAAGCAGCAUGAAACACCAGUACGAGUCUCAGAUAUGUGAACUGCAGCAGAAGAUACAGACUCUGCAGAUGAUCGAAAACCAGAACAGGAGCGUCAGCCUCAAAGAGGAAGCCUCGGCACUGAAGCGGCAGAACAACGAGUCACUGCUGCAAAACCAGAAGUUGAAACAGGAGCUUUUGGAGUCCCACACUAAUAUUGCGUUCCUGCAGAGUGAGUUGGACUCUCUCAAGAGCGAUCUCACAGACCAGAGCAUCAACUUUGAACGAGACGAGGCUCUUAUGAAGUGUUUUUCUGAGGAGAGAGGUAACCUGGAGAGACAGAUCGAGGUGCUUCAGGCCGCAAACAGAAAGCUCCAUGACAGUAAUGACAGUCUGCGUACGGCGCUGGAGAACAGUCAGAGCAAGACUAAGACUCAGCGUGUAAGUGGGAUCUCGCCUGGAGUUUAUAUAAGCACCAGGAAGAACGUCUGUCCAUCGUAUUUCGAUCGGUGCUGCAACACGUGUGUGGACGAGGACUUCGAUCAGUUCGGGCUGAUGGAGGGUCUGCGCAGACCGAGCUGUGAUUCUCUGGCUCUGGCCCUGUGUGACCCCAUGCGCAGACGAAGCUGUGAGGAAGACAGUCUCCCCGACAGCUGCGUGGACAGCGGCAUGUCCACCCUGCGCUCAAACAACGGCUACGAUUACGAGCACGAGAGAACGUCCUGUCCGAGUCCCGCGCAAGCAGAGGACAGCAACACUACCGUGUCUGGAGACACUUCGGAUACAGAGGUUCUGGACGUGCCAGAAGAGGCUGCGAUUGGUUCAGACAGCGAGUCAGUUCUGAGCCGGACUCCUUCCCAAACUGCUCAGAAAAGUGAUGUUACUGCAUCGGGGAAGAAAUGCCUCUCCGCCAUCUUCACAGAGAGAGAGCAGGAUGUGCUGUCAGUGACUCAGCCUCCAUCCGAGAAAGCUUACAGGAUUGUGUUAGCGGGAGACGCCGCUGUGGGAAAGUCUAGCUUCCUCCUUCGCCUCUGUAAGAACGAGUUCAAAGGCAACACAAGCGCCACACUGGGGGUUGAUUUCCAGAUGAAAACCUUGGUGGUGGAUGGCGUUCCAACAGUGCUGCAGUUAUGGGACACAGCUGGACAGGAGAGGUUUCGGAGCAUUGCUAAGUCUUACUUCAGGAGGGCCGAUGGAGUUCUCCUACUCUAUGACGUCACGUGUGAGAAGAGCUUUCUGAAUGUGCGCGAAUGGGUCGAUAUCAUUGAGGAUGUGUCCCAAGACGACAUUCCCAUCAUGCUUGUGGGGAACAAGACAGAUCUGAGAAAGGAAGCACUUCUGGAUGGAGUAACUUGUAUUCCAACAAGCUACGGAGAAAAACUGGCCAUGACAUACAGUGCCUUAUUCUGUGAGACGAGUGCAAAGGACGGAUCCAACAUCAUUGAGGCUGUUCUUCAUUUAGCCCGAGAGGUGACGAAGCACGCCGAUGAACACAAGGAGCCCGUAUCGGUGGCCAAACUGUCUGGAAAUCCCAACAAAAAGAUGCCCAACUCUAACUGCUGCAUGGGCUGAUGCGCCAGGCUCCUGCACGCAGCCAAUCAAAUAUUUAACAUUCAUUGAUUUAGAUGGGAAACACCACCUAGCGACCGAUUGUCCUCGGGACUGUGUUUUUAGUUUGGAACGACGGGUCGCUCGAUCCCACAGCUUCUGUAUUACAGCUGAUUGUUAGUAGCAUACGGAGUGAACAGACACUCGGCCUCGCAGAGCAUUUUUCGUGCAUGCUGCAUUUCGCCUUUAUUUAUUACACGAAAACCUCCUUUAUCUUAGUGAAUGGUUCUCUAACGUGUGAACGCUCAUUGAAAAGUGUGUGUGUGUGUGUGUGAAAGUUGAUUGAAAUAAUGUGAAACAUUUGGAAUAGAAUGGAAUGCUGUAAGAAGUGGAACUUUAGCAAUCUUCAGAAGAAACAAACGAGAACUGGAAGUUAGUACUUAAGAUUUCUUUAACAUUUCUUGUAGCUUUAUAUAUAUAUAUAUAUAUAUAUAUAUAUAUAUUUUUUUUAUAUAUAUUUUUUUUUUUUUUUUUUUUUUCUCUUACCUAAGUGCUGAAAACAUCACCUCGCCUUUGUCUUUUAAUGCUCACUACAUAUAUAAUGUUAUAUUCUGUAAUGCACACUUUUCACAUUUGUUAUAAAUGACAUGUCAGUAAAAUUUCAGUCCUGA
Messenger RNA from Puntigrus tetrazona (Sumatra barb), 2853 nucleotides. RefSeq names its product RAS and EF-hand domain containing (gene rasef). NCBI's taxonomy places the organism in Eukaryota, Metazoa, Chordata, Actinopteri, Cypriniformes, Cyprinidae. Bases 68 to 2206 code for a protein of 712 amino acids. The transcript is spliced from 17 exons. The record is from RefSeq and is a predicted model, not a curated record. Gene Ontology annotation, molecular function: calcium ion binding; GTP binding; GTPase activity.